Coregonus clupeaformis (lake whitefish) is the source of this 910-nucleotide messenger RNA. Its product is annotated as protein krueppel-like. The record is from RefSeq and is a predicted model, not a curated record. NCBI's taxonomy places the organism in Eukaryota, Metazoa, Chordata, Actinopteri, Salmoniformes, Salmonidae. The transcript has a single exon. Bases 93 to 494 code for a protein of 133 amino acids. Gene Ontology annotation, molecular function: DNA-binding transcription factor activity, RNA polymerase II-specific; RNA polymerase II cis-regulatory region sequence-specific DNA binding. Gene Ontology annotation, biological process: regulation of transcription by RNA polymerase II.
AUCAGGUGCUGAACUCAAAUGACAGGGCUAGAGCCCAGGAUCAGGGAAGGGGAGCCACAUCAGGCAAUAGUAAAGAGAAACGGUUCCUCUGCAUGUUCUGUAACAAAGGCUUCAGCUGCCUCCAGAAGGUGGAGAUCCACCAGAGGAUUCACACAGGGGUGAAACCCUACAGCUGUACCCAGUGUGAUAUGUGCUUUGCUGAAGCUGGCAGCCUGAAGAGGCACCAGAGGGUCCACACAGGGGAGAAACCCUUCAGCUGUACCCAGUGUCAUAUGCGCUUCUCCCACUCAUCCAGCCUGAAGAGGCACCAUAGGGUCCACAACCCUACAGCUGCCCCCCAGUGUGAGAAGAGGUUCUCCCACCAGAACCAGGUGAGAAUGCACCUGAAGGUCCACACGGGAGAAAGGCCAUUCACCUGUACCCACUGCGGGAAGAGGUUUUCAGAGAGGAGCUACCUCAGGAUACACCAGCAGAAAAAACAUUCCACUUCAUAACAUAGAAAGGAACCAUUCCACUCGAUAGCUUCUGACGUUUAGCUCAAAACCUGCAUUAAAGACAAAGAUACAUUUUUAUUGUUGUCAGCAGAAAAGACCCACAGAUGCAUUUGGAAUAAAGAGAUUAACAGAUUUCAGUGUUGAAUAUUCCUGGGUAGAUGUGUGAUGUAUAAGCCUAAAAUGUCUGUUACAUAGUGUUUGUACUGUGUAGGCUAUAUGAUGUUCACAAAUGCCUAUUUCAUUACUUCCAUUCAACUACUUUAUUUUUUUAACAAGACACUUUUAAUGAAAAAAAUGAAUGCGGUUUAUCAAGUUCGCUGAUUUUUUGUUGUUGAGACGUGUAUGUGUAGUUUUUAUAUGGUGUAUUUAAAACUUGUUUAUUUAAUAAACACAAAAUGGGACUUUUCAUUCUUAGA